Messenger RNA from Penicillium atrosanguineum, 525 nucleotides. RefSeq lists its product as uncharacterized. NCBI's taxonomy places the organism in Eukaryota, Fungi, Ascomycota, Eurotiomycetes, Eurotiales, Aspergillaceae. The record is from RefSeq and is a predicted model, not a curated record. Bases 1 to 525 code for a protein of 174 amino acids. The transcript has 3 exons.
AUGGCCGAACCUAACACUAGCACUUCCCCUGCAGAAUCCUAUAGUGUCAGUGCCGUUUUUGAAAUUAUCGAAGUAGCUGAGUAUAGGACCGAAACUAUUAAAGAGCUUUUUCAUCUACUGUCGUCCAUCAACAAAGCAUUAGGGAGAUUUGUGUUAACCUUUAAUAAGUCGAAUCCUUGCAAUCUCAGUCAUAAAGUCCAGCUUCACCUUCAAAUGGCAACUCGGACAACCCAACAGGCCUGCGCAAGAUUCCAGGAGGUGUUCAAACAAUGGAUAAGUCAUUUCAUUGGAGACUCUCUACGCGAGUCGAAUUGGAAUCCCUUUGGUGCCUUCGUGGACAUACAAUCGUGUAUGCUUAGCGGGAGGCUACGACAACUGAAGGUAACUAUGCACAUGGCGAUAGAAAUCUCCGCAUUGGUUUCCUUUUCCGCCUCGAGAAACAUUUUCGAUGAGGAGUGGAACUCUAUACUGAAGAAAGAGAAUACCUUACUUUUAGCGAUUAUUAAACCGAACGAAAGCCAAUAA